GAGUAUUUUCCUCAGUUUCGCAAUGGGUAACUCUCGGUUGGAUGUCUCGAGUACCGAGUCUCCUAAUUUACCGGCUGCGGCUGGGGAGUCAUUGUCUUCGGGUUGCAAAGCUCCUGAGCGAAAUGAUAAUAUUGGUUCCUCAAUCUCCGAGCCGGGGAGUUCUUCUCCGCAAUAUCUGCACGGGCUUCGACUAUGGAUUGUAGGCUCCAGCAUUGCGUUGAGUCUCUUUCUAGCCACAGCCGAGAUCACGAUAAUCAGCACAUCCCUCGUCACCAUUAAUGAACAUCUUGAAGGCGGGGAACAAAGUACUUGGAUCAUCACAUCUUACCUGUUAGCUUUCACCGGAUUUCUUGCCACUUGGGCUAAAUGCAGCGAUGCGUUUGGUCUCAAGUCAGCCUUGCUUAGCUCCCUGCUCCUGUUCAUUGCUUUUUCCGGGGGGUGUGGUGCCGCCCAAUCCAUCGACCAACUCAUCAUCUGUCGCGCUUUUCAGGGAGUUGGUGGCUCAGGGGUUUUUUCCUUGGGCCUCUUCAGCGUGGUCCGCAUCGUACCUCCCGAAAAAUAUGACACUGCCAGCGCUGUUGGAUCCGGCGUGCUCACUUUGGCCCUUAUCUUGGGUUCAUUAAUCGGGGGCGGAAUAAGCAGAUCCGGCGCUUGGCGCUGGAUUUUCCUCUUCAAUGUGCCCGCCGGAGGAUUGUCAUGGAUCGUGCUCUGCCUCCUCGUUCCGAGGAACUUCGCUAGGACGGUCAUGACUCGCCGAUCUGACGGGCUUGUCCGUCAUGCGCGGACCCAACUGCAAGAAUUCCUAGCUCAAGCAGACUCCGUAGGAUGUCUGCUGCUUCUUGGUUUCUCCAUGCUUUUCGUGGCCGCCUUGGAAGAAGCCAAUGUGCGGUACGCCUGGUCAUCCGGGAUCAUCAUCGGCUUAUUAGCCGGCUCAGGUGUGCUUCUGGCGGCCUUUCUGGGUUGGGAGUGGACCCUUAGUACCCGGAAGCACAUGCGCAUGGAGCCAAUGCUCCCGUGGCAGUUGUUCAAAAGCCGAGUAGUGUUGGGAAUUAUCCUUGGCUUUUUCCUAACAGGACCAGCCGUCACUAUCCUGUACAUCGAGCUUCCCCAGAGGUUCCAAACCGUGAAUAACUUUAGCGCAAUAGAGGCGGGCGUAAGAGUGCUCGCCUUUGGGGCCGGAUCCCCUGUGGGGGCCAUUUGCUGCACCAUCCUGGCUGGUCGUUUAGGCACUCCAUUUGUAUAUCUGACUCUUGUUGGGUCCGUGCUGCAGAUUGUGGGGGCGUUCCUGCUCUCUUCCGUCCCCGCCACGGUGGAUGCCUGGCCGGGUGAGUAUGGGUACAUGGCUUUGACCGGCCUUGGAACAGGAAUCUCCAUCGCGGCUCUGUACAUGGCGCUUCCGAUCGUGGUCGGCGAGCGUGAUCAAGCCAUUGCAAUGGGCCUGACACUCCAAGCGCGAAUGCUGGGUGCGUCAUUAGGCGUUGCUGUUGUCAAUAGCAUUCUAGUCAAUUACGUCAAAGGUCAUCUUCCACCCAUCGAGGCCGCAGCAGAUCCAAACCACCUUGCCGGGUUACCAGUGGAAAUUCAGGAUACGAUUCGCGCAGUGUAUGCAUCUGGAUAUAAUCGCCAAAUGUACGCAGUCGGGGCAUGUGGAGCAGCGCAGCUGGUUGCUGUAGUGUUGAUGUGGAAGAAAGACCAAGUCCGGUUUGUUCGUCAAGUGAAAGUGAACGGGGCGCUGGGCCACGAGACCGAACUGGAGCCUGGGAGCCUGGCAACCUAGUUGACCAGGCACCUAUUUGAGCCUACUUACGUUGUACAGAAAGGCCUGAUGUCGAUCAAAUUCGCUGACCCAGAAAACAGAUUCUUACUAGCUGUCUGUGUAAGUAUCUUGGCCUUCUAUAAGAG
This is a messenger RNA of Aspergillus ibericus CBS 121593, 1902 nucleotides long. RefSeq names its product MFS general substrate transporter. The transcript has 6 exons. Bases 23 to 1777 code for a protein of 584 amino acids. Lineage: Eukaryota; Fungi; Ascomycota; Eurotiomycetes; Eurotiales; Aspergillaceae. Gene Ontology annotation, molecular function: transmembrane transporter activity. The record is from RefSeq and is a predicted model, not a curated record. Gene Ontology annotation, biological process: transmembrane transport.